Messenger RNA from Fundulus heteroclitus (mummichog), 5850 nucleotides. RefSeq names its product disintegrin and metalloproteinase domain-containing protein 12. Lineage: Eukaryota; Metazoa; Chordata; Actinopteri; Cyprinodontiformes; Fundulidae. Gene Ontology annotation, molecular function: metalloendopeptidase activity. The record is from RefSeq and is a predicted model, not a curated record. The coding region runs from base 428 to 3319 and encodes 963 amino acids. The transcript has 23 exons. Gene Ontology annotation, biological process: proteolysis.
UGGUUUUAGGACCAGGCGGAGGCUGCUCAGAAGCACAUGGUCUCUAGUUAAAAGGCAACACUUUUCGCCAGUAACUGCCUGCGAAUUAAAUGUUAUUUUAACGGGCGACUAAGACGGCAAGACCUUGUCGUAUCUGUUCACGUUGUCCUCUCUUUCCAACAUUUUUUCCCCCAUCCGAUUUCUAUGAAUUCCCGUCAGGAGGCUUCCCUCCGUCCGGAUAUCUCGUAGAAUGGGCAAAGACGCGCUGAGUUGAAGCAGCUGUUAUUAUUAGGCUUCCCUGGCGCGCUCCUCGCAGACGCACUUGAUCAUAUUUCAGGAAGUCCCUUUCUCUUUAUUUAAGGGGGGGACUGGCUGGCUGUUGAAGAUCAGCUGUUGUCGGACUGCUGGUUGUAUGAUGGUUGAGCUUCUGUAGAGACGUCUCAGCAUCAUGAGCAGCCAGAGCAAGAGGAGACUGAAGUUUAUUCUGACAGCACUUCAGACUUCGACCGUCUGCUGGUUGAUGUGUGGCAAGGUGCACUCUGCAGAAGAAAAUCUUGUGGGUGUGGUUGUUGAACAGGGACCAACAGCGAAGUCGAAACAUCCUGAGACAACAGUGCCUCUUCUGCUUUCUGGACAAGAAUGGAAACCAGUCAGCGAACUCAAAUUCCAGAGUCACCCUGUGUCGCUGAAGCUCUCGGUGGAGGUGGAAGGCGAGCAGCUGGUCCUGGCUCUGGAGAAAAACGAGGGGCUGUUUGCUGGAAACUAUAUGGAAACCCAUUACCUGGAAGAUGGCAGUGCAGUCACAGGCCCUCACAACUUCACGGCAAACUGCUACUACCAUGGAGAGGUGGAGGGCCACGUUGAGUCAGAUGUCAGCCUAAGUACCUGUGCUGGGAUUAAAGGUUUCAUAUAUCUUGGAAGCAAAUCCUACAUUCUCGAACCAUGUGCCAACUGCUCUGAUGGGAUUCACUGGAUCUACUCGGCAGAACACCUAAUUUCUGUUCCUGGCACCUGUGGUCAUGGAUUUAACAUUUCCCACCCCUCCGUGCAUACAGACAGCAGUCCAUUCAAGGCCUUCAGCACAAGACAUAAACGCCACCUCCAGACAACCACCAAAUACGUGGAGCUCAUCAUUGUUGCCGACAACAGAGAGUUUCAGAAGCAAGGCAAAGACGUAGACAAGGUCAAACAGCGACUGGCUGAGAUCGCCAAUUACGUGGACAAGUUCUACAGAGCUUUGAACAUCCGAGUUGCACUGGUUGGGCUCGAGGUAUGGAGCGACGUGGACAAGUGUCCCAUUACACAGGACCCCUUCACUACAUUGCAUGAAUUUCUGGACUGGAGGAAGGUCAAAUUACUGCCUCAGAAAGCCCACGACAACGCCCAGCUAAUCAGUGGGGUGUAUUUCCAGGGCACUACUAUUGGGAUGGCACCCAUCAUGAGCAUGUGCACGGCAGAGCAGUCAGGAGGAAUUGUCAUGGAUCAUUCGGACAAUCCUCUGGGAGCUGCAGUCACUCUGGCUCAUGAACUUGGACACAACUUUGGAAUGAACCACGACACACCUGAAAGGGGAUGCGGAUGCAGAGUGACAGCGGACCGUGGUGGCUGCAUUAUGACUCCUUCCACUGGGUAUCCCUUCCCGACCGUGUUCAGCAGCUGCAGCAAGAAGGACCUGAUGGCGAGUUUUGACAAAGGAGUGGGCAUGUGCCUGUUUAACAUGCCGGAGCUCAAAGUGCUCUACGGAGGGCAGAAAUGCGGCAACGGCUACGUGGAGGAGGGAGAGGAGUGCGACUGCGGCGAAGUGGAGGAAUGUAUGAAUCCCUGCUGCAAUGCUACUACCUGCACGCUGAAAGGCGAUGCUGUCUGUGCACAUGGACACUGCUGCCAGGACUGCCAGCUGAAGCCAGCGGGAACUCCAUGCCGUGAACCCAGUAACUCCUGUGAUCUGCCGGAGUUCUGCACAGGCGCCAGCCCUCACUGCCCCGCCAACGUCUACCUGCACGACGGCCACUCCUGCCACAACGUGGACGGCUACUGUUACAACGGCAUUUGCCAGACCCACGAGCAGCAGUGUAUCACGCUGUGGGGCCAAGGAGCCAAGCCAGCUCCGGGGAUCUGCUUUGAAAGAGUCAACUCAGCAGGGGACCCUUAUGGCAACUGUGGCAAGGAUUCAAAAGGCUCCUUUGCAAAAUGCGAAGCACGAGAUGCUAAAUGUGGCAAAAUCCAGUGUCAGGGAGGAGCCAACCGGCCAGUUAUCGGCACAAACGCAGUUUCCAUCGAAACAAAUAUACCCCUGCAGGAAGGUGGAAAGAUAUUGUGUCGAGGUACGCACGUCUACUUGGGCGAUGACAUGCCUGAUCCGGGCCUGGUCCUGACGGGAACGAAAUGUGGAGAUGGAAUGAUGUGUCUGAAUCGUCGGUGCCAGAACGUCAGCGUUUUUAGUGUGCACGAGUGUGCAGCCAAGUGCAGUGAUCGCGGGGUGUGCAACAGCAACAAGAACUGUCACUGUGAGGCUCACUGGGCGCCUCCCUUCUGUGACAAGUCAGGUUUUGGAGGAAGUGUCGACAGCGGCCCCAUCAGGCUCGCAGACAGCAGGAAUCUGACUGUGGGUAUCCUGGUGGCUCUUCUCACGGUGCUGGUAGCUGCUCUGAUCAUCUGCAUCAAGAGGAAAACCCUGGUUGGCCUUUUGUUCACCAGCAAAAAGAACCCAAUAGAAAAGAUCAGAUCAGAAAGUGCUGAAAUCAGCAGACCGUCGGCUCCUAAGCAGCACCCUUCUUCUCCAACCCGACCGGCCCCACCUCUCCCCCACAGUGCCACCAUCUUCAAGUCUCCUCAACGGGUGCCAGAUGCAGGGCCCCCGUCGGCUCCUUACCCGUCCCACAGCCUGCAUAGACUCCCCCAGUGCCCUCCAGUUCACCUCAGCCACCCGGUCCCUCUGUCUCUCACGCUGUCCCUCACCCCCGGGCCCAGGCAGCCGAGACCCCCAGCACCUCCGCCCCACCGAGCCCCUCUGCCUCACACCCACAUGGCACCCAGGGGGGCGUCAUUUCGCAGCGCCUCACACCAUAACUCCUGCAGGAUGGUCAUGGAGCUGGAUAAGCCUAGUCCUCCUCAGAAACCUCUGCCUGCUGAUCCGAGGACCUCCCGUCUGGUGCGAAGUCCGUCUUGCGUUCAGAGCAGCACUUUAGUCCGAGGCUCCUCUGCUGCGUGCGGCCGUGCAGCUGCACCGGGUGGCCCUAGACCUGCACGCCCCGUUCCACACCCCAACAAGCCAAGUCCCAGGCAUCCUCCGACGCUACCAAAGCCUUGCAUCAUCGCCAACGUCAGAUACAACAGCUGAGACUUUGGCCAGAGGGGACGCUUUUUUUUUUUCUAACGGAAACAAAAGUUUAAAAAGUUGCACUAUAAAAACUCUGAGGAACCCCACAUGAGAAAAAUGGCGGAGGCACCUCUCAGUUGUGAACCAUGAGAUUUGCCGUGUCCCUUUUGGUGCUCUGUCUCUAAAACGGUGCUACAAGUCUGCGCUCAGGUAGAUGUAAAGUAUUUAUAAUUGUGUAUUUAUUGCCACCCAGUGCACUGUGCCAGACACUUUUACUACACGGUAACAACUUUGGCUCUUUUUUUUAUUUCACUUUUUUAUAUCUACACUGAUUUAUUUUUUUGUUUCAUUUUCUAAGUAGUAAAAGAUGAUUAAAAAAAACAUACAUUUAUGUGAAUUAGUCAGAUUUACAGCGGCUUUUAAAAGUUUCCAUAACCUUUUAACUUUUUCCUAUUUUCUCGCUUGAAAACCACAAACUGCAGUUUAUUGGUGUUUUUAUGUGAGCAAAAUAAGAUGUUGCUUCACUGUGAAGGAGAAGGAAAAUUAUGUUUUCAUUUGCAGGGAACACCGCAAACAUGUGGAAGAAGGUGCUCCGGUCAGACAAGAUCAAAAUUAAACUUUUUGGCCUUCAUAUAAGGGAAGGAAAAUGAACACUUUAUAUCACCCUUAACACACGCCGUGGGAAUGCUCGUCUUCAGCAGGGAACGGGAAGCUGGUCAUAGUAAAUGGAAAGUUCAACUAAGUUAGAAACAGGCCAAUUUUGGAAGAAAGCCUAUUGAGACUAAUGUUAAUAUAAACCUUUGAGCAGGACAAUCAAGAAUCUCUGUCAUCAUGUCACCAAAAUGAAAUAUUGAUGAGACACCAGCUCAAAAUUCUCACAUAACACACAGACACAUAAACAAGACAUAAUGUUCAAAUAGCUGAAUGCUAUGACAAGACUUUCUUAGAAGCUAAAAAAAAUGCAAAUAGUCCUUCGCUAUCUGUCUCUUCUGACUCAUAGUUGCUCUCACUUUACAGACAAUGUAAAUUACUGUAUAAUUACAUUGAUUUAAAAAAAAAAGACUCCCUUGGUUAGAAGUUGAAAUGACCCUAAUUGACCAUAAACAUGCAACCAGUGCUGCAAUUGAAUGGUUUAGAGAAAAGCAUGUAGACUGAUCCAGAGUCCAGACCUGAAUCCAACUAAAGAUCUGUGGGAAGACUUGCAAAUGGAUGUUCACAGACACACCCUUUUAAGUCUGACUGAGCUUGAGCUAAUUUGCAAAGAAGAAUUGGCCAAAAAGUCUCUAGAUGUGGAAACCUGUUAGAGACGUAGCCCAACAGAGUAGCAGCUGUGAUUGCAGCAGAGGGUGGUUCUGCACAGUAUUGACUCAGAGGGGGCUGAAUACAAAUGCAUAUUACGCUUUUCAUAUUUGCCUUGCCAGAAAAGUUAAAGAAAAAUUAAAGUAAUUUUCCUUCCACUUUACAAUUAGGCACUACUUGUGUUGGUGUAUCUCAAAUAUUCCCAUAUUAAAUGUGUCAAAGUUUAUGGCCAUGGAUGAAUGGAUGGAUAAUGUGACAGAAUGUGGAAAAAGUUAAAAGGUUAUGAUUUUUUUUUUCACGAGAUACUGUGGAUCUGUUUCUGUAAAAAGUUUAAAAAAGGGAACUCUUUACAUUAUGGUUUUAUUCUCUAGACCACAUGUAGAGCUUAAAAGGAGUAUUUUACAACGACUGAUGAGGCCUCUGGGGUUUCCUGACGAGGGAAUGCUCUGUGUUGCAUCUUUGAGCCAAUCUGGAAAGGCUUGAAACAUCCAUGGAAACACAGAAAGUGGUGUUACAACCUCAGCUCUGCAGCACACUACAAUAACCACGUUCUUCUUCAUCUAAAUCGCAGCAAAAUCUAAAAUGAGCUGAAAUCGAGAACAUGAAUCUGUGAAACACGAUGUCUGUGUGUUUUAAGAGUUUGACUCUAUGCCUUUCUGCACAAAAGACUCUGAUUCAGCCAUUGAAUCAUUAAACACUUUGCUCACCUUUAAAAAGCAGCCGUUCGGCUGCAGCUCUCGUGAAAAAUGCUGUUUUUAACUCUGUGAAGGAAAAUUGUGCCCAAUGAGCCAUCUUACAUCCACGAAUAAAAGGGUGUUGUACAUUUAUUUGUUUUUAUGUUUUGCCUUUUAUACUUUGGAUUUAUUUAGGAGAUCAGCUUACACGUUGUUUUCAUUAUUAUUCCGCCUGAAGAAAUUGUUUACUUGACUGCAGUUCAGUUUGUAUUUGCAUACAUGCACAGUAAAGAACAAUUCACAUGCAUAUUGUUUUGACUUUCAGUGCACUUAUUUUUACUCUGCAUUCACUUGCCUUUACUUUUCUGUGCUCAUGUUCUGAUUACUGUAGUCACGAUCUCUGUAUGUUAUAUAUGUAUGUAUGUAUGUUGUGUUACAGGUGAACACAUUUUCACAAUUUUCUAAACUAAUGACUGUUUGAUACUUUACACGUAAAGAAACCCUAAAGUGUCAUUCACUGAGUUCAAACACACAGGCGGCAUUUGUAAAGCUGUUUUAAUAAAAAGGAAAGUUUGUGGA